AUGGAGUGGAUCAUGAUCAACGUGAGGAUCGGAAAAGAGACUUUUUAUGAUGUUUACCGGAGAAAACAGUCGGAACGUGCAUACGAGAAGAGGAUUGCAGAGGGUUUAGUAGCGCCUCCGGCCAAGCUGAUCGAGACGGACACAGAAUCGCCCGGAGAGACAAAAUCACUAUUAAAAUCAUCCAUACCCCCAGAAGAUGGACAAGAACGAUCUGGUACAGAAGGCUAA
Messenger RNA from Knipowitschia caucasica, 228 nucleotides. The record is from the annotation of a GenBank genome assembly. Lineage: Eukaryota; Metazoa; Chordata; Actinopteri; Gobiiformes; Gobiidae.